This is a messenger RNA of Octopus sinensis (East Asian common octopus), 405 nucleotides long. Its product is annotated as secreted RxLR effector protein 78-like. The coding region runs from base 1 to 405 and encodes 134 amino acids. The transcript has a single exon. Lineage: Eukaryota; Metazoa; Mollusca; Cephalopoda; Octopoda; Octopodidae. The record is from RefSeq and is a predicted model, not a curated record.
AUGAUCUUCACGCUGCGACAGCUACAAGAAAAAUGUUGUGAGCAACACCAACCACUCUAUUUGGCCUUUAUUGACCUAUCCAAAACCUUUGAUCGUGUCUCGCGAGAGCUCCUCUGGGAUAUUCUCGCCCAGUAUGGAUGCCCAGAUAAGUUCAUCCGGAUCCUCAAACUCCUCCACGACAAUAUGCACGCCAGAGUCCAGACCGACGGAGGCAGUUCUGAGCCCUUUAAAGUCACCUCCGGAGUGAAGCAAGGCUGCAUAAUAGCGCCAACUCUCUUUACCAUCUUUAUCGUGACAGUGUUGCACAUCAUACAAGAUGACUUCCACCUGGCAUCGAGAUCUCGUACAGAAUGGACGGCAAGCUUUUCAACCUCACUCGCCUCAAAAGUACGUCAAAGACAAUAG